UGGUCCGCGUAAGGGGGCGUGGCCACGCUGGCGGCGUCGCCUGGCAACGGCGCGCGGCGCGGGUCCUCCCACCCGGUAGGCGGCGCUACCCGUCGUGCCCCGCGCGGCGCCGCCCCCCAGCGGAGGGAGCGGAGGAGCCGCGGCCGUCGCCGUCCCAUGGAGGAGGAGGAGAAGCCCCCCCGGGGGGGGGAGGACCCGGCGGGGCCGGGCGAGGACGGGGGGGGGCCCGGGGGAGCCCCCCCGGAGCCUGAGGGGUCCCUGCGGCCCAGCCAGGGGCUGCUGAAGGCCCUGCAGCGCCUGGUGAGCAGCGGCUUCACCUGGGGACAAGGUGUCCCCUGUGUGUCCCCAGAGCCCCCCCGCAAGCCCCCCCGGCAGCGCUGGUGUUGGGGACCCCGGCCCGAGGGCGGCCCGGUUUGGGAGCCCGCGGGGGGCCCGGGGGGGGCCCUGGAGCAGCUGGAGCUCAGCAGGGCUCCCUCGUUUUGGGGUUCACCGCCGUGGCCGUGUCCCCGCAGCGGGGAGGGGAACCCCGAGGACGAGGAGCUGGAGCUGGUGGCCGAGGUUCGCCUGGCGGAUCUGGGGGGGCUGGCGGCCGCCUCGGGGCUCCUGCGCCGGGAACGGCCCUGGAGGGCCCCCAAAGGAGGUCACCUCCCGGGCACCUCCUCGCGUCGCUGGCGCGUCCCCGGGGGUCCCCCGUCCCCCCCGGGCCCCCCCGCCGGCACCCCCCCGGCCCCUCCCCUCCCCCACCGGACCCGCCGAGCCCCUCCCCCCACCCCGGGCCGGCCCCGCCGCCCCCGGGGACCCCGAGCGGCCGCUCCGGGGGGACCCGGGGGACCCCAACAGCAGCAGCAGCGCCCCCCGCAGCCGCCUCCCGCCAGCCGGGACGAGCCCGGCCGCGCCCCGCCGCCGGAGAAAGCCGAUUCCUCCUCUUCCUCCUCUUCCUCCUCUUCCUCCUCCCGCUCUUCCUCCUCGUCCGCCUCCUCUUCCUCGGGCCCCCCGCCCGUCUCCGCCCGGCCCCGCUCGCCCUCCCUGGAUAUUUAUGAUCCUUUCCACCCCACCGACGAGGAGAACCCGGGGCUGGGGGGCGGCCCAGGGGCCCCCCCGGAAUUCGGCUAUGGCGGCGGCGGCGGCGCCUCCUCUUCCUCGCCGGGCAAAGAGGCCGAAGGCCGGCAGGACCAGAAGUACGACCCCUUCGACCCCACGGGCUCCAACCCCAGCUCGUCGCGCAGCAGCCCCAGCCCCGAGGAGGAGGAGGAGGAGGAGGAGGAAGAGGAAGAGGAGGAAGAGGAGGAGGAGGAGGAAGAGGAGGAGGAGGAGGAGGAGGAGGAAGAGGCGCCGGCGCUGCCGGACGUCUCGCACAGCAUCAGCCGCAUCUCGGAGACCUUGGCCGGCAUCUACGACGACAACAGCCUGAGCCAGGACUUCGAGAAGGAUCCGGAGCCGGGACCGCCGAAAACGCCGCCGAACCCUCCCGGCGCCGACUCCACGCUGCCCGAGGAGGAGGAGGACGAGGAGGAAGACGAGGAGGAGGAGGAGGAAGAGCGGGAGGAAGGCUCCUCGCCGCGCCGCCCCGCCGCCGCCGCCGCCGCCGCCCCCGGAGCCGCGGCGCCGCGUCUUCGUGGUGGAUCUGGGCGGCAAAGGCCGCGCCGAGAGCGAGGCGCACGCCAAGUUCGACGGCAAGCUCUCCCUGGAGGUGGUGACCCCCGGCAACCCCAAAGCGCCCCAAAUCCCGGCGCCGGCGCCGCCGCCCCAAGCCCGCGGUGCCGCCGGGACCCCCAAACCCUCCCGGCACCGCGGGCGCCGCGAGUGGGGCACGCCGGGGGACUCGGAGAUCGAGGAGGGCGAGAUCGUGCAGCCCGAGGAGGAGCGCUUCAGCCCGCUCGCGUCUUCCGCGGCGCCGCCAGCGCCGGUGCCAGCUCCGGCACCGCCCGCGGCCGCGCGCCGGAGCCGCGGGCGCCGCGUCUCCCCGAGGGCGGCGACGACUUCCUGUCGCUCCACGCCGAUUCGGACGAAGAAGCCGAUUUCGGCGCCGAGGCCCAACCGGAUCCGCGCUGGAAAAGCGGCGCCGGCGCCGGCUCCGACCUGCGGCGGAAAAUCCUCAGCCAGCGCCGGCUCCGCGCGCCGCCCUCGCCGCGGUCGCCCUCGGCGGCGUCGCGGAAGAAAUCCAAACGGUCCCGAGAGCGCGGCGGCUCCGGCGGCGCCUGGGCCGGCGCCAAGAAAGCUCCGGAACCGGCGCCGAAAUCCAAGGAGCGGCACCGGCGCCGCGGGUCGCGGUCGCGGUCGCGCCGGCGCUCGUGGUCGAGGCGCUCGCGGUCGAGGGAGAAGCGGCGCCGGCGGCGUUCCGGCAGCUCCGGGCGCUCGCGGCACAAGGAGAAGCACCGCGGCGAGAAGAAGAAGAAGAAGCAGCGCUCCCGCUCCAGGGAGCGGCGCGGCUCCCGGCGCGACGGCGAGGGCAAGGCCGCCGAGAAGGGCGAGGCGGCGCGGCGGCGCGUGGUGCCGCCCUCGGUGCAGGAGCUCAACGACUCCGACCUGUUCGCCAUCAAGAGGACCAUCACGGUCAACCGGCGCGCCGCCGCCACGCCCGAACCCAAGCGGGAGGUGCUCUACGACUCGGAAGGGUUGAGCUUCGAGGGCUUCUCCGACCGCGAGCACGCCGAGUUCCCGGCGCGCAAAACCGAGGCGCGGCCGGCGGCGCCGGAGCCCGGCAAGAAGGAGAAGGAGAGGAAGCGCGGCCGCCCCGAGGAGAGGCCGGCGGGGAGGGAGAAGUACAAGAAGAAAUUCAAGGAUUACGCCGAGCCCGGCGCCGCCGAGCCCGGCAAGAGCAAGGAGAAGCAGCGGGAGAAGAGCGGGCGCAAAGGGAAGACGGGCGGCGGCCACAAGGACGGGGCGGAAACGGCGGCGCCGAAAGCGGCGGCGGCGGCGGCGCCGAGGAAGGUGAAGCUGCAAUCCAAGGUGUCGGUGUUGAUCCGGGAGGGCGUCAGCUCCACCACCACGCCCGGCAAGGACGGCGGCGGCGCCGGGAUCGGGGUGAAGUUCGCCCGCGACGCCGAGAGCCGCGCGGCGUUCCUCAAGGCCGAGGAGAAGGCGGAGAAAGGCGCCCCCAAAAGCGACGGCGGGCAAGGCCGCGACGCCGGCGCCAAACCCCGCAAGGCGAAGCCCCCCAAGGUCAAGGGAGGGGUGAAGAAAGUCAAGGUCAAGGCCAAGGGCGAGGCGCGCAAGAAGAGGAAGACCAAGGUGAAGAGCGGCGGUGGCGGCGCCUUGAAGAAAUCCAAGGCCGACAGCUGCAGCCAAAGCGCCGCGUCCCCCCCUCUCCGCCUGCCCCCCAAACCCGAACCCGCCUGGUCCGGCUCGGAGAAAUCCCCCGGGGGAACCCCCAAACCUCCCAGCCCCCCGUCCCCGGCGGCCGCCGCGCCCCCCAAAGCCGCCCCGGCGGCCGCGGCUGCGCCGGCCGAGCGCGAGCUGACGCCGGACUCGCAGACGGUGGACAGCAGCUGCAAGACCCCCGACGUGUCCUUCCUGCCCGAGGAGGGCGCCGGGGGACCCCCGCAGGCGGCGGGGACGGAGGGGACGGGCACCGGGGACCCCCCCGGAGGGGACCCCGAGGCCGACAGCCGCUGCGAGGCCAAGGAGGAGGCGGCCAGGGCGCCGGCGGCGGUGCCGGUGGUGCCGGCGGCGGCGCCGGGGCCGUGGAGCCUGCAGGGCGGCGUGGACUGCGCCACCAGCGGCGUGCUGGCACUGACGGCGCUGCUGUUCAAGAUGGAGGAGGCCAACCUGGCCAGCAGGGCCAAGGCGCAGGAGCUGAUCCAGGCCACCAACCAGAUCCUGAGCCACGGCAAGGCCGCCCCUCCCCCCCUGGGCCCCCCCCCAGGCCCCCCCCCGCCCCCCCCCGGCCCCCCCCCAGGCGCCCCCCCCGUACCUGGGGCCCCUCGGGGGCGGCCCCCCCGCGCCCCCCACCCCCACCCUGCCCGGCCUGGGGACAGCCGCGGGGACAGCGGCAGGAGGAGCCACCUACGGAGGGGACAGGAGGGACGGCGAGGGCCGAGGGGACAGCGACAAGGUACGGGGACAUGGGGACAUGGGGACACUGGGGGGACAGCGACAAG
Molecule: messenger RNA, 4100 nt
Organism: Motacilla alba alba
Lineage: Eukaryota; Metazoa; Chordata; Aves; Passeriformes; Motacillidae
Product: splicing factor, arginine/serine-rich 19-like
Molecular function (GO): RNA polymerase II C-terminal domain binding
Source: RefSeq, a predicted model, not a curated record